Molecule: messenger RNA, 204 nt
Organism: Caenorhabditis remanei
Lineage: Eukaryota; Metazoa; Nematoda; Chromadorea; Rhabditida; Rhabditidae
Exons: 2
Coding region: 1-204 (67 amino acids)
Source: RefSeq, a predicted model, not a curated record
AUGUCUCGACUUGUGAAGACCAGAUUGGAAAUUUGCAAGAAUAGGGAGAACCGAAAGAACUUGCUUGAGGAUCCAUACGAGAAUUCACUAGAUAAUGCGUUCAUGCUUGGUAAUAGUAUACAAUAUGAUUUUUUGGAAUUCAAUGACUAUGACUAUUCACUAUCGGAUGAAAUGGAGCUUAACAUAAUGAAAAAGGAGGAAUAA